AGCGCGGCCCGGGCCGGCCCCGCGGGGCGGUCGCGGCCGUGACGGCGGCUCCCGGCCCCGGCUCCCUUUCCUCACCCCUCCCGCCGGAGAUGAGGGGAAGAUGUCCGUGUCAGGGCUCAAGGCCGAGCUGAAGUUCCUGGCGUCCAUCUUCGACAAGAACCACGAGCGAUUCCGCAUCGUCAGCUGGAAGCUGGACGAGCUGCACUGCCAGUUCCUGGUGCCGCCGCCGCCGCCGCCGCCGCCGCCGGGCAGCCCGCACUCGCCGCCGCCGCCGCCGCUCACACUCCACUGCAACAUCACGGAAUCUUACCCAUCUUCUUCACCAAUAUGGUUUGUGGACUCUGAUGACCCAAAUCUGGCAUCGGUUCUGGAACGCUUAGAGGACACUAAGAACAACAAUUUGCUUCGUCAGCAAUUGAAGUGGUUGAUAUGUGAACUCUGCAGAUUAUAUAACCUUCCUAAGCACCUGGAUGUUGAGAUGCUAGAUCAACCACUACCCACGGGUCAGAAUGGGACAACUGAAGAGGUAACUUCAGAAGAGGAAGAAGAGGAAGAGAUGGCUGAAGAUAUAGAAGACUUGGAUCACUAUGAGAUGAAGGAAGAAGAGCCUAUUAAUGGGAAAAAGUCAGAGGACGAAGGAAUUGAAAAAGAAAAUUUGGCAAUAUUGGAGAAAAUUAGGAAGACUCAAAGACAAGACCAUUUAAAUGGUGCAGUGUCUGGGUCAGUGCAAGCAUCAGAUAGACUCAUGAAGGAGCUCAGGGACGUCUACAGAUCACAGAGCUACAAGGCAGGGAUUUAUUCAGUGGAACUAAUUAAUGACAGCUUAUAUGACUGGCAUGUCAAACUACACAAGGUUGACUCUGAUAGUCCUUUGCACAGUGAUCUUCAGAUCUUAAAAGAAAAAGAAGGCAUAGAAUAUAUUUUGCUUAACUUCUCUUUUAAGGAUAAUUUUCCAUUUGAUCCUCCAUUUGUUCGAGUGGUGUUACCUGUUCUCUCAGGAGGGUACGUGUUGGGUGGAGGAGCGUUAUGUAUGGAACUUCUUACAAAACAGGGCUGGAGCAGCGCCUACUCUAUAGAAUCGGUCAUCAUGCAGAUCAAUGCCACCUUGGUGAAAGGCAAGGCCCGAGUGCAGUUUGGAGCAAAUAAGAAUCAGUAUAAUCUAGCACGGGCCCAACAAUCCUAUAAUUCCAUUGUACAGAUACAUGAGAAAAAUGGCUGGUAUACACCUCCAAAGGAAGAUGGCUAACUAUGCUGACAUAUGUCUGGACCAAUGUUGCUUUAAAGAAAAUCGUUCCAACGUGCAGACAUAAGCUUUUGAGUGCCCGUAUAACAGCAGUACCGAAGACAUUAGCUAAUAGAUCAUUUAGUGGAUAAUCUGUCAACUGACAUCCAGAUACAGCCUUUUCAUUUUGCUCACUUUAGGUAUCUUGGACUGAACAGUGGGGCCUUUACUGUAUUUUUCCUGAUAAGUACACACAAUAGCCACUCCCUACCACCUCUUUCUUGAAAAGUGAAAUCUUUUAAGCAAGCAGGGAAGUCAGCAUCAGUUUACUGCAGCUGUGAAUUUACAGUAACCUUCCUAUAUUGAGCCUAUGGGGUAUGAAGAUUUGCAAAAUCCUGUUCGUUUAGAGCCAAUAAAAGUUUAACUGAUGGUCAAUACUGGUUUAGGAGUUUUAGGUCUUCUAAACCAUAGUGUUUUCAGGUCUGAAAUCUUUUUAUUGCCAAAAUUAUGACAGGAAGCCUCUUCAUUAAAUUGUUAACUUUUUCA
Messenger RNA from Peromyscus eremicus (cactus mouse), 1768 nucleotides. RefSeq names its product ubiquitin conjugating enzyme E2 Q2 (gene Ube2q2). Gene Ontology annotation, molecular function: protein binding. The transcript has 13 exons. Bases 101 to 1246 code for a protein of 381 amino acids. The record is from RefSeq and is a predicted model, not a curated record. NCBI's taxonomy places the organism in Eukaryota, Metazoa, Chordata, Mammalia, Rodentia, Cricetidae.